CAACAGAUACCUCAGAAAACAGCUACCAAUAAUAAAAAAAAGUAUUUUCGACUAACAGCUCAGAUCAUUCCAAGUCCAAGUCAAAAGGCACCAUACAAACCGAGUAUGAAGCUGCUCUUGGUGCUGCUCUUGCUGGCCCUUGUGGCUAUCCGUGGUGUGGACGGCCGCACCAGUAACCUUGAAGGCACACAGGUAUAUCGACAGGCGUCGUCGCGACCGAAGGUUAGUGAGGUGGUCUUCACAAACGAAGAGGAAAGUCUGCUACGCGGCCAGCAAAGCGACACAGCUCGCAUGCUGGCAGCUCGGCUGCCUGGUAAAACCUCAUUGGACGUCCAGAAGCGCUGUAUUCAGCUAGGCUUACGCUGCGGAGGUGACUUCAAGACACCCGAACGGAACUCCGAGAAUCGGCUAAGUUCUCGCCGUCACCAAGUCUGAAGGCACACGGCCAACAACAGAAUUAAUACCGCAUUGUCUCGGUUCCUUAUAUCGCAAAAAAAAAAAAAAUACAUUACAACUCCUCUUUCAUAAUACUUUUCAACGUCGUAG
Phytophthora nicotianae INRA-310 is the source of this 546-nucleotide messenger RNA. RefSeq lists its product as hypothetical. Lineage: Eukaryota; Oomycota; Peronosporomycetes; Peronosporales; Peronosporaceae. The record is from RefSeq and is a predicted model, not a curated record. Bases 106 to 435 code for a protein of 109 amino acids. The transcript has a single exon.